CCCCCACACACACACACACACACUGUUCAGUGGUGGUGCGAUUUAAAUGGUCAAAUGUACAGAGGCACAUCGAGAUAGAGAGCCAAGGAUGUCUCAUUACACAGACGAACCUCGCUUCACCAUCGAGCAGAUCGACCUGCUCCAGAGGCUGUGGCGUACGGGCAUGACCAAGCAGGAUAUCCUCCACGCCCUGGACACCCUAGACCGGCUGGACCGCGAGCACGGGGACAAGUUUGGACAUCGCACCUCCUACGGGGGAGGAGCGAGCAGCUCUGUGUCAGACCCCAAUUGCACCACCUCCAACAACACUGCAGCCACCACAUCCUCUACGACAUCCUCUUCCUGUAUUAUUAUUCAUAAUAAUGCCGCUGGUGGGAGCAGCCAUGUUAACAACACCACCCUGUCCUCUUCCUGCACCAACUCUACCGUCGCACAGACCCAGUACCUCUCACCACGCGGGGGGCUGUCGCCUAGCAACAGCUACGACACCUCCCCACCGCCCGGCCUGCCCUCCCCAGUGUCACUGGUCACCAUGGCGCAGAACGGGGGGCGGGACAGCCUGGUGGCGACGCCCAAUGGGAAGCUCUCGCCGCCGCGGUACCCGGUGAACAGUGCAGCGGCCGCCAGGGCGUUCGGGUUCGAGGCCACGGAGGAGGAGCUGGAAAUCGAUGACAAGGUGGAGGAGCUCAUGAGGAGAGACGGCAGCAUUGUGAAGGAGGAGAUCAAGUCGUUCCUGGGGAACAGGAGAAUCUCUCAGGCUGUGGUGGCCCAGGUCACAGGAAUCAGUCAGAGCAGGAUCUCUCAUUGGUUGCUUCAACACGGCUCUGACCUCAGUGAACAGAAGAAGAGAGCUUUCUACCACUGGUACCAGCUAGAGAAGACCUCCCCAGGUGCCACUCUAAACAUGCGCCACGCCCCAAUGGCUAUGGAGGAAAUGGAUUGGAGACAGACCACACCCCAUAUAAGUACCGCCCCAGGAAUCUUCCGGCUACGCAGAGGAAGUCGUUUUACCUGGAGGAAAGAAUGUCUGGCUGUGAUGGAGAGCUACUUCAAUGACAACCAGUAUCCCGACGAAGCUAAGAGAGAGGAGGUCUCUAACGCCUGCAACGCUGUCAUCCAGAAACCAGGGAAGAAGCUAUCGGACCUGGAGAGAGUCAGCUCUCUUAAAGUGUACAACUGGUUUGCCAACCGACGCAAGGAGAUCAAGAGACGAGCUAAUAUUGAAGCCACAAUCCUGGAGAGCCAUUGGAUAGACGUCCAGAGUCCCGGAGGACACUCCAACAGCGACGACAUCGAUGGAGGCGACUACACAGAACAGGCCUGUGACCUGGCCUACUUCGACAAGAGACCCAUGGCCAGACCCUUUGGCUUCUACAGGCUAGAGCCCACUUCACCCACACAGGACGAUGGUACUGACCACCAGGACCCCAUCUCUCUGGCCGUGGAGAUGGCUGCAGUCAACCAUACCAUCCUGGCUCUGUCCCGGACUGGAGGGGUGCCCAGCGACAUCAAGACAGAGGUCCCGGACGAUGACUGAAGAGGUGGUUACUGGACAGUGACUGUGGGAGGAAGGAGUGGGUAGCGAAGGGUAAUAAUCAAGAGAGGAUACGUCGUGUGUGUGCGUGAGAGAUUGUGGUUCAAGGAAUGUG
Molecule: messenger RNA, 1649 nt
Organism: Salvelinus namaycush (lake trout)
Lineage: Eukaryota; Metazoa; Chordata; Actinopteri; Salmoniformes; Salmonidae
Product: homeobox-containing protein 1-like
Exons: 9
Coding region: 47-1537 (496 amino acids)
Biological process (GO): positive regulation of DNA-templated transcription
Cellular component (GO): nucleus
Molecular function (GO): double-stranded telomeric DNA binding
Source: RefSeq, a predicted model, not a curated record